AUGCUUACAUCUCGUUCUCGUCUCUCUGCAGCCGUGGUCAGUCAGUGGCAGCAGGAGCCGAAGGAGAAGGCCGUGUCGCUCCUGCUCUCCCAUCUGCCCCUGCUGCAGCCGCGCAACAGCGAAGCUAAGUGUGAAUACAUGAAGCUGCUGCAGAAGGUCCUGAGCCACAGCAUCGAGAGCAGCCUGUUCGUGGAGGAGAGCCGCCAGCUGCUGUCCUACGCACUCAUCCAUCCCGCCCCCCCCCUUGACGACCGCAACUCUCUGGCCCUGUGGCUCAGUCACCUGGAGGAGCACCUGUCCUCGCGGCCGGCCCCGCUCCAUCACGCCCGGCAGGGCUCCGACGAGUGGGCCCUGGAGCCGGCGUACGGACAGAACGGACACGUGGCGUUCCCUGGACCGGGCGGAGUGACCUCACCUGUCAGCAGCAGCACAGGACUGGCUGGUCAGGUGCAGCCGAGCUCAAUGAAGCCCUCCAUGUCUCUCACACCCGCCAAUCAGCCGGCCUGCAGCUCUGAUUGGCUGAGCCAGGAGGAGGGGGGCGUGUCCGGAGUAGAACACGCCCCUCUGUCGCCGCAGAGCAGCGUGGCUUCAUCAGGCAGCGAACAGACGGAGGAGCAGAGCAACACACGCAACACUUUCCAGGAGGACGGCAGCGGGAUGAGAGACGUACCGUCCUGGCUGAAGAGUCUCCGUCUGCAUAAAUAUGCGUCGCUCUUUUGUCAGAUGACGUAUGAAGAAAUGAUGAUUCUCACAGAGAAGCACCUGGAGUCGCAGAACGUGACAAAAGGAGCUCGACAUAAGAUCGCUCUGAGCAUACAGAAGCUCAGAGAACGACAGAGCGUCCUCAAAUCUCUUGAAAAGGAUAUUCUGGAAGGCGGGAACGUUCGGAAUGCUUUACAAGAGCUUCAGCAGAUCAUCAUCACGCCAAUCAAAGUCUAUGCCCCGCCCACUGCCUCCCAUAAGGAGGUGGAGCCUGGAGUCACACCUGUCGAUAAAGCAGCCAAUCCCGGUGAAGAGAAGGAGAGCGAGGGCCUCCAGACCCACAAUCCUCCAGCGUGUGACGGAGAAUCACCGUCUGCACCCAUCGGUGACGGAGACAUCGCAGGACAUUUCACGCGUGUGAUGGGGAAAGUUUGUACGCAGCUGCUGGUGUCCAGACCGGACGAGGAGAACAUCAGCUGUUACCUGCAGCUCAUAGAGAAAUGCCUGACCCACGAGGCGUUUACAGAGACGCAGAGGAAGCGGCUGUUGUCAUGGAAACAGCAGGUUCUGAAGUUGCUCCGCCUCUUCCCGCGGAAGACCGUGAUGGACAGCGGCGUGUACCGGAGAGGCUGGCAGCAGUACGGAUCCAACUCUCUGCCCACAGCUGGAUCUGUGAGCGCAGGUUUGGGCCGCCGGGGCCAGAGGCCCUUCCAGAUGCCCCCGCGAGGAGCUCCUCCAGCCGGACGCAUGGGGCUGAUGAGCAGCGGUCUGACCGGAGUAUCACCGCGACACACGCUCGCUAACCCCCCCGCCGUCAGCACACAGGGCCGACAGAAUCUGUGGUUUGGGAAUCCUGGAGGCAGUAACAGCAUGCCGAGCCAGAGCAGAAGUUCAGUGCAGAGAACUCAUUCACUUCCAGUUCACACGUCUCCUCAGACCAUGCUCCUGUUCCAGCAACAAGAAUGCCAAGUUCCGGGGACGGAUCUGGAGAUCAACCCCACGCUGGAGUCUCUGUGCCUCAGCAUGACAGAGCACGCCUUAGGGGACGGAAUGGACAGAACGUCGACCAUAUGAGAACUGGACCUGAACGAACACUGCGCUCCAGCACACACACGCAAACAACACCGUCACUACAGACCACACACGACUAACUGUGUAUACCUUCUCUAAUAUUUUUCUACUUUAUUGUACUUAAAUAAGUUUAUUAUAAAGGAAAUACAGAAACUAUUAUAUCGCGAAGGGAGAGCAGGUCGAGGAAUGAUGGUGCUUCUGGUCUGAGUAGCCGCUCGUUUACAUCACUUCCUGCAUGACCUCUCACCCCCACGACGGACUUCCUCCUGUGCUUUUCUGUGUUGGGACGGCAGGUUUAAAGCGGAGAGUUCAGGCGUCCCUGUGUUUAUCUGUUAUGAUGCGUUCUUAUUUCUGUCCAGGUACAUGCGGUUUCUUAGCACUUAUCCGUGAGAUGUUUACCAGUCGUCACUACAGCCGUGAGCGUGUCCUGAGUUUGUAAAUACGCAGGUAUAGGCAAAUCAGAAUAUGACCCGAGAGACUUUAUCCAAAUGAUUUUUAUACGCAGAUCUAUGAAGUAAAGACGCGAGAUCGAGCUGUGCUCGUCUGUUGCUCCGCCCCUCCGUGACUGACAGGGACGUCAGCCAAUGACAGACUCCGCCUCCUACCGACUGAUGCAAAAACCCACCAGUCAGAUUCCAUUUCAUCAUCGUCAUCUUUUGAGUUCCUCCUGUCUUCACAGAUUCGACCGAUCGCAGCGGUGCUUCUAAAUGUCAGAUCUCUGUUCAUUCAUUUGUGGUGUGUUUUCUGUUCGAAUGGUACAGUCUGAAAACCCCGUUCAGCCUUACGGAGCAUCAGAGCGCUGUGUGUGUGUGUGUGUGUGUGUGUGUGUGUGUGUGUGUGUGUGUGUGUGUUUUAUACGUCUCAGACGCUGGUCUAUGUCUAGUAAAACUGUAUUGACUGAAAAACAGGCUUGUUUGCUUUAUUUGUGUAAUGAUGUGGUCUGUUUGUAGAGCUGAAUCGCAUGCAGCCGCUCAAGAACACCCACAUCACUCGAAAAUCCUAAAAAAAAUUGUUUUUCAUAAAGAAAAUGAAGCCUGUUUUCUAUGGAAACUCAAUUCUGCCGUGGCAUAAAAAAGUAAUUGCAACUUUUUAUCUCACAAUUCUGACUUUUCUCAAAUUUGUAUCUUGCAAUCCUGACUUUUUUUCUCAGAAUCGCAAGAUAAAAAUGAGAAUUGCGGUACAUGAACUCAGAAUCGCUUGUAAUUCUAAAUAUAAACUCACAAUUCUUUUUU
Molecule: messenger RNA, 3005 nt
Organism: Sinocyclocheilus anshuiensis
Lineage: Eukaryota; Metazoa; Chordata; Actinopteri; Cypriniformes; Cyprinidae
Product: protein Smaug homolog 2-like
Exons: 12
Coding region: 1-1776 (591 amino acids)
Biological process (GO): nuclear-transcribed mRNA poly(A) tail shortening; negative regulation of translation; regulation of mRNA stability
Cellular component (GO): P-body
Molecular function (GO): translation repressor activity; protein binding; mRNA binding
Source: RefSeq, a predicted model, not a curated record